AUGGCCCUCAACUGGGGAACUGGACUGGACCGGCGGAUGUGCAUGGCCCUGCAACUCUCUUGCUCGGCGCUCGCCCAGUCGUCCGUCUCUGACUCUCACACUCACACUCACACUCACACUACCUUACUUCCGCACCCGUACCCCCAGCGUGUGUCGUCCUCUCACGGCAAGUCGUCUUCUGAGUCCCGGUCUUUUCUGCCCUUGCUCCCUGACCCGACCCCCCAUUGGGUUGUUGUCUGCCGUCUUCCCUGGCGGGGAGUGCAGCGCCAUGCCAUGCCACGCCCUACCUUGGCCUGCCCUGCCCAUGUUGUGCUGUGUGUACGAAAUAGGUAGUGCUGUGUGUGCCUCUGCUCUGCUGUGCUUUGCGUUGCUGCACUUUGCUUCGUCGUCUUUGGUUCGCUCUGGUCCAAUCCAAUCCUGUUUAAGCAAAGCAAUCCAACCCAGCCCAUAAUUACCGCCCUUUCUGCCCUGCAACGACAUGACUUUCUGGACAUGGAACAUGGUCCCGGUCAUGGGCUGGCUGC
Messenger RNA from Colletotrichum godetiae, 524 nucleotides. RefSeq lists its product as uncharacterized. The transcript has a single exon. The record is from RefSeq and is a predicted model, not a curated record. NCBI's taxonomy places the organism in Eukaryota, Fungi, Ascomycota, Sordariomycetes, Glomerellales, Glomerellaceae. Bases 1 to 333 code for a protein of 110 amino acids.